Prunus persica (peach) is the source of this 966-nucleotide messenger RNA. RefSeq lists its product as uncharacterized. The transcript is spliced from 3 exons. Lineage: Eukaryota; Viridiplantae; Streptophyta; Magnoliopsida; Rosales; Rosaceae. Bases 1 to 966 code for a protein of 321 amino acids. The record is from RefSeq and is a predicted model, not a curated record.
AUGGCAUCUUCUGUAAAGCCUGUGACAAAUGCUGCAGCGGCUUCACCUACACUUGUUCCCAAUGUAACACAAAACCACUGUGAAUUCCACAAAUUCACCGUCCUUAAGAAACACAUUAAAUCCUUUUGCAAUGCAUGUGGCCAAUCUGGCAAAAUCUUCUACCUCUGUAGCAUCUGCGAUCUUGUGGUCCAUAAGGAAUGCACUUGGUUACCUCGCCAGGUCAAAAUACCACUGCACCAAUACCGCCUCGAGCUCACUUGGAGCUUUGAGGACAUUUACCCAAAAAACCAACAUUUCUGUGAUCUUCGCUUUAAAAACUUGGACGGCAUAAAGUUCACUGAGGAAGGCUUCUACCUUGACCUUCACUGCAGUAUUCUUUGGGAGUAUAAGUCUCUUAAACAUGAGGCACAUUCUCAUGACAUCCACUUCAAUAUAAAACAGGGUGGAACGUGUAUGGGUUGUGGUACUUCUGCACAUUGCUUGGUUCAGUUGUACAUAUACGAUGAUCACCGACUGAAGCUCACCUAUGGUAAUGUUAAAGACAAGCUUGAUGAACAUUACUGUGAAAAAUUCCAAGGACCACGAAAUCCCAAAGAUUGGUUCUACUCCUGCUCAGAUUGUGACUUUGAUUGUCAUCCUCACUGCGUGCUAAACUGGCAUUCGCAAGUUAAGUUAGGGGAAGCAUAUAAGCAUGACACUCACCCACACCCUGUUACUCUUGUUGAGAAGAGAAAGAGUUUCAUUCCUUUUGAUAAGAGAGAGCACAUUCUUCCUUUUCAAGCAUGUGGUGAACCAUGUGAAGGAUUGGUCUGGGAAUGUUCUGAGUGCAAUGUCAAUAUGCCCCGAAACGGUUACUGUAAAUCCACUCAAGAAGACAAAAGUGACAGUGUAAUCAUCUCAACUGAUGUAACAACAUCAAAAGAUUCUUCAACAGAUUCUUCAGCAGCAAAAGAUUCUUCAACAUAA